Messenger RNA from Triticum aestivum (bread wheat), 1434 nucleotides. Its product is annotated as phenylacetaldehyde reductase. The transcript has 6 exons. NCBI's taxonomy places the organism in Eukaryota, Viridiplantae, Streptophyta, Magnoliopsida, Poales, Poaceae. Gene Ontology annotation, molecular function: oxidoreductase activity, acting on the CH-OH group of donors, NAD or NADP as acceptor. Bases 128 to 1153 code for a protein of 341 amino acids. The record is from RefSeq and is a predicted model, not a curated record.
CGUGGGUACCGCGGGCCGCGGCAUAAAGAGGACGUCGAUCUGCGCCGUGGAGUCUCUACCGGCGAGUGGGUGGAGAAACUGUUAGCCGAGCAAGCUGCGAGCCAGCCCGUAAGCGAGGAGGAGGAGGAUGGCACCACCGCGGGUGUGCGUGACCGGCGGCAGCGGGUACAUCGCCUCGUGGCUCGUCAAGCUGCUCCUCUCCCGGGGCUACGCCGUCCACGCCACCCUCCGCGACCCCAGUGACCAGAAGAACGCGCAUCUGAUGCAGCUGGACGGCGCGGCGGAGAGCCUGAGCUUGUUCAAGGCCGACGUGCUCGACCGCGCCGCGCUGGCCGCCGCCGUCGAGGGUUGCCAGGGCGUCUUCCAUGUCGCCUCCCCUGUUCCCGCGGAUAAGACCGUCGACCCUGAGUCAGAAAUCAUGGUGCCUGCCGUGAAGGGCACCCUAAAUAUUCUUGAAGUUUGUUCAUCUGUGAAGGUUCAGAAGGUUGUGGUGGUGUCAUCCACCGCUGCUGUUCAUUCAAACCCCAACUGGCCUCAGGGUAAACCCAAAGACGAGAGUUGCUGGUCCGACAGAAAAAUAUGCAUGGAGAAGGAGGCUUGGUAUAAUCUUGCUAAAACUGUUGCUGAAGAGACAGCUUGGGAAUAUGCAGAGAAGAAUGAGCUCAAUGUAGUUACUUUAUGUCCUUGUAUUGUUUUUGGGCCACAAUUGCAACCUGUUGUCAACACCACCAGUGAACUCCUCAUCUAUGUCAUAAAAGGGGGUCCUAAUGUGUUGAAUGACACGCCGUUGCAAAUAGUCGAUGUCCGUGAUGUGGCAGAUGCUUUGCUUCUGAUAUAUGAGAAACCAGAAUCAUCCGGGAGAUAUAUCUGCGCACCAAAUUACAUUAGCACAAAGGCUUUGCUGGAGCUGCUAAAGAAGAUGUACCCUGACUACAACUAUGUAAAAUGCAAGGCCGAUGCGCAUCAAAACUCUCCUGUCACGCCGGUUUCGUCGGCAAAAUUGAGUAAUCUGGGCUGGAAGCCGAGGGCAUUGGAGGAGACGCUCCUGGACAGCAUCGAAUACUACCGAAAGACAGGAAUUCUGCAGGAUGUGGAGGGACAGACCUACCGCCUUCCUGAUAUUUUCCGUCAUUAUCAAGCUGCCAACGAAUGAGUGCCCAGUGCUUUCUACAUAAGUCACUGUGCUUGUGACUUGCUGAAUGUUAUGUGAAAUAGUAAAGAAUAUGUUGGUUUUUUCAAUCUCAAGGGCAGAUGAUAGGAGACCAGAGAGUGAAGCUGCCCAUUGCCUACCGUAGAUAACUUUUCGGUUCAGGAUUGUAUCUCCUUAUUUUCUGCUGUGUUGUGUCGAGGUCUCCAGGAUGAUUAUGAAGAUGUUGUUAAGAACAUUUACCCUCAAUCGAUAAUAAAGGAGUAGACCUCCAAUUUCCGAUUUCA